UUUACAAAAUUCUCAAGAAAAUUUCGACACCGGUAAUCAGUACUGGAGUGAACUGUUUAUAUAAUUGUUGUGUAUUUAUUGUAGUAGCUUUCUUGCGUUAAUUUACAUCAAAAGUAAACAUGGCAAACGGUCCACCGACACGCAAUUUGUUGCGCAUUGUGUUGGACAAUUUUCUGAAAUCGUUUCGACCAAGGCAGAUUAAAGGAAACUUCGUGGGAGAAGAUUAUUUUGGCAAUAAAUAUUACGAAAUACCCCCUGAUCCGUCCGUUGGUCGUCGUCGUGCAUCUCGCUGGUUUGAACCUACUGCGAAAGAAGCAUACGAUCAAGAGAUUACAGCCGAAUGGGAAGCUUGGUUACGUGGAAGAAGGAAGGAACCACCUACCGAGCAGGAAUUGUUAAAAAACUUGGCUAUUAUGAAAAUGAAAGAACGUAAUGCAGCAGAACUGGAAGCUAAGUACAGCAAACCGAAAGAUGCAACCGUACUGGAACAACAGAAAACCGGAAUGGGAUCGUUUCCCCAGUACGACGAGUACGAAGUAAUGCCUGGAAAAGGGAAACACGAAAAAUAGAUACAAAAAUCAUAACUAAGAAAGCCAACACGUACUUUGUUUCUGAGACAUUAGUCCUAUAUUUGCUUGAUCAAGUAGAAACGGGAGGCUUAACGGGUAGUCGCCGUUACGCUUCCCGAAUUUGUAUAUACAAUUUAAUGACAAUAUAUUAACGGAGCAGCGAGUUACGACGCUCCAAGAUUAUGAAUAUUAUUAAA
Molecule: messenger RNA, 766 nt
Organism: Anopheles funestus (African malaria mosquito)
Lineage: Eukaryota; Metazoa; Arthropoda; Insecta; Diptera; Culicidae
Product: NADH dehydrogenase [ubiquinone] 1 alpha subcomplex assembly factor 2
Exons: 2
Coding region: 120-569 (149 amino acids)
Biological process (GO): mitochondrial respiratory chain complex I assembly
Cellular component (GO): membrane
Source: RefSeq, a predicted model, not a curated record